Amoebophrya sp. A25 is the source of this 2394-nucleotide messenger RNA. The record is from the annotation of a GenBank genome assembly. Lineage: Eukaryota; Dinophyceae; Syndiniales; Amoebophryaceae.
AGGAGGGAAUGACGAAGACGUUUUUGCUUGAAAUCGCCCUCUGUGAUCGCGGUGAACGCGAUACUGAUAUUAGAUACUACCAUAAUAUUGAUACAUCGAUCAUCAAUAAAGAAACGUAUUUAGCGAGUGCAAAAAUGGAUCAUUUCGACGACUUGCUGACUCGCAUUAGUAGGCUUGUGCCUGUUCGCUUACCACGAGAGCAACCCAACGACGAAAGUGUCCGAAAAGUGACUCUGCACUUGCAAUUUGGCGACUUUAUGGAGCGAGCAAAGGCUCUGCCAAAAGCCCUGAACCAGUAUUGCAAAGGCCUUGAAGUCCUUGCUGAUGCACCAGAAAAUGAGACUCUACUUGAGCACCAGCAGGGAUCUCACAAUUCAACGGCAGACUCUCCUAGAAUUGCAGAUGAGACUGGCCACGUACUAUCGGUCCUCGCACUGAAGCUCGGAGCAGCCUGUGGACGGGUUCUUAUCCUGGAAGCGAAGAGCCUACAGCAGACAACUGCGCGCGAGCCAAGCGGCGAAAGGCAGCGCUUGAGAGCGAUAUCGGAACGGUUGGCACAAUCAAUGCUUUUCAGUUGCCUGGAUCUGGUUUUACGACUAUUUGAUGGUUGCUUUAUGGAGGAAUACGGGGAGCCACUGCACGGCGUUGUGGAAAAAAAUGAUGCCGCGUCGGAGACUGAGAAAGAAUUCUCUACAUGCGAUGUAGAUGGCUGCCUCGAUGCUUCUCUCAACGGGCCUCAUGGCCUGAGUCAAGCAAAAGCGCGAUCCGUGCUUGACAUAUUUCGGGUGAGAUGGGAGACGCCGUUGCCAUCCUCAGAUCGUGAAGACUUAGAUGAGUUAAAAGAUCAUGAUAAUACUUAUACAACUCGCGAGAAGGAGAAAAGCGCAGUGAAAAGAAAACUCGCUCCCGUCAUUUCCGAAGUGCUUGUGAAUCUCUCGAAUCUGUAUUUUCGUCCCGAUGAUGACGACGCAGUAAUACAAGACGGUUUCGAGGAAAUUAAUCUAGACGCAGGCUGUAAUAGUCACAGUUCAGCGGAAGUAAUGGCAUUGGAAAUUUGCGACUUGGCUAGAAUUGUCGACCCAAAAGCUCGCGAAGCUGUCAUGCAGAGUGCGAAUAUUCUGAGAUCUCUACACAGACGUGCUGAUGCCGUGUGCCGUGUGUGGGAAGCGAUCCUUGACGAGUUUGAGAGCUUGCAGAAUAUUCCAAAGGAUGAAGUAUUAGAAGUGCUUUCACCAGCGGAAAAAGCAGAAUCUCAAGCAUCGUCAUUCAUUCUUCUGGCAAGGGAACAAUUGAGUCUAUGGCGCAGUCGGACUGAUGGAGACGCAUCCGUAGAUCUCAAAGUCCAUCAAGAUGGGCGAAGCGCCGAUGAAGGGAUUGACACUCAUGGAGAUGUUGAAAUGUCCUUCACCCUGCCAAGUGAAAUAAACGCUGGUGACCCACGUGGUUCUUUUUCCACAAAAGCUGACGCAAAGCUUGCUAUCGCGUGCGUUCUGUGGGGUACGCGAGUCUACAGUAUGAAGGACGUCGCGCGUUUGCAUCGAGGCGCGCAACGGCAUUUGAAAGCGGUUGCAUUCGAUUUCCAUUGUUUCACCGACCAGAAAACCCCUGAGACAGCACAAGAAGAAUCGUUGUUCUCAGGCAGGGACGAAGUUCGAUUUCAUACUCUAGAUCCCACGUUGCAUGGAUGGUGGGGAAAAGCAAGCUUGCUCGGGCGACCGGAAUUAGUAGGGUACAAAAAAGUGGCUUAUCUAGACCUUGAUCAAGUGAUCACGGGCUCGCUGGACUGGUUGGACACCUACUCAGGCAAUUUCAUGCUUCUCUCCACUAGGACUCUGGCGUGUGAGAUGGCGAAGGACGGUUUCAAUUCGUCCGUCAUGGUCUGGCGUAACGAUGAUGUUCACAGGAGUUGUAGAGCUUCUGAAAGACCUAGUCAAGAGACGCAUGUGAGCAGGGUGCUGCGCGAAUUAGUUAGUUUACCGGACCCGCAGUGCUUCGCAGCUGUCACAAGGUACUGCCAUCGUUUCGAUCAUUGGUUGGAAAUGUGCCUCGGGGUGGGAGGAAUCAAAGUAGAUUUUGUUCAAGAUUACUUUGGAAAAAAUGUCGUGGUCGACUACGCUGGAGCUUUCAGAUGUGAAAAAGACGGGCUAGUGGAGGAUAUAUCAAUUGUUACUUUCCCAAGGUCGCCAAAAGCAGAAGAAGUCAUAGAACAAUUCGGGCCGUGGAUGUAUGAUAGUUGGAAACUACCAAAUGACAGAUCGAAUGAUGAGGCGGAUAUUUUAGAAGAAGAGGACAUGCGAGGUUAAUUCAUUGUCUGGGAAGGAUGAAAAUUUUUACCAGAAACACAAAAUUGGUUUGCAGCUAUUUUGCUUUAGUUUCACUUGGCAUUGAGAUCAU